Molecule: messenger RNA, 2226 nt
Organism: Hymenoscyphus albidus
Lineage: Eukaryota; Fungi; Ascomycota; Leotiomycetes; Helotiales; Helotiaceae
Source: the annotation of a GenBank genome assembly
CAGCUAGUGGAUUGCGUGCUUGAAGCUACAGUACCUACAAUAUGCUGUAAUCUAACCCUCGCAGUUACCACCAACACACCUACACUUUAUCAGUCUUCGGGUGUGCAAUUUCUUGAUUGCGGUCCGGCGAACAAAAGAUCCCUCUUACAGACUACAGAAAAAGGAUCGAAAGCUAAAAGUUCGUUUUACGACAAUUUGAAGGCUGGAAUAGAAGAAGAGCUCGAAUAAGGGAAACGGAGAUCAAUAUGGCCCCCCACUUCAUCAGCGACGAAGAUGUAGUCGCCGUGAGAACAACCCAGGAAAAGAGCCGGCAGCAACCGACAAGCCAGGAUGGUGGUAAACAACCUUUGAGAACGAUAUACCUAUUUUUGGAGCUCAGGGAGCGCCCAAUUGAUGAGGUUCGACCGGUUUCAGUGAUCGUGGUGGGAUCGGGUAUGGCUGGGAUUACGGCUGGAAUCUUACUGCCUAGGAAAGUACCUGGAGUUCAAUUGACGAUUUUAGAAAAGACCUCAGAUAUUGUGAGUAGUUUCCUAUGAUAAAGCACAACUACUGACAGAUUCAGGGCGGGACUUGGAAUACAAAUAUCUACCCGAACGUCCGAUGUGAUGUGCCUUCAACCAUUUAUCAAUCCUCGUAUGCACCAAACACCAAAUGGACAAGCAACUAUGCUCCAGGUGCUGAGAUCAAAGCUUAUUGGUCAGGCCUAGUCGACCGAUUCGAUGUGAGAAAACUUAUCCAGUUCAACAGCGAGGUGUUGAAGGCAGAAUGGUCCUCCGACAAGGGGAAGUGGGUUGUGGAAGUCAGAUCGGAGGGAGGUGUACGCACGGAAGAAUCGGAUUUUUUGAUCACCGCUACGGGUACUUUCAGUCUUCCCAAGCUUCCCGAAUAUCCCGGAAUUGAAAGUUAUAAAGGCCACCUUCGACAUAGCUCAAACUGGGAUCCAACUUUUGAGCCGGAAGGGAAAACGAUUGCGGUGAUUGGAAAUGGUGCCUCGGGUCUCCAGGUCGUACCUCUGUUACAACAGAAAGCAAAACAACUUUACCAUUUUGCCAGGAGUCGGACGUGGAUCGCUGGCAGCUUGGGAGGGGAGAACCUUAGUCGAGACACUACCAAACCCAUCGAGAUACCACAGGAUCCUGUAGGGUACACACUGUACCGGAAACAGCUGGAGAAUAACUUCUUUAGUCGGUUCCCGAAUAUCCUUAAACGACAUGAAAAAAGCGCUGCAUCGAAGGCGUUGUUUGAAAAACUGACGGCAGAUAGACUCGGAGGAAGAAGCGACUUGCUGGAAGCCAUCCGACCGGAUUUCUCUCCAAGUUGCCGCAGAUGGACACCAGGACCUGGGUAUUUGGAGGCAAUUACGCAGGAUAACGUUGAAUAUGUGGCGGAGAAGAUCGAGAGGUUUACGCCGACGGGUAUUGUGACGGUUGAUGGAAAAACGAGAGAUAUCGACGCCGUGAUUUGUAGUACUGGGGCAGAUAUCUCCUUCUCAUCGGCCUUUCCCAUCAUUGCUCAUGGUAUUGACUUGCAAAAGUCAUGGCGUCCAGGAGGCAAUCCCGGAUUCCCAGACACGUAUCUUGGAAUCGCGGCUCCUGAUUUCCCCAACCUCUUCCUCAUCCUCGGAGCCAAUUCCAACUCGACUGCCGGCACCGUUCCGUUUAGUAUCGAAACCCACGCAACCUACAUCUCCAAGAUCUUGCGAAAGGUCUCUACUCAAGGUAUCCGCACCAUUACCCCCAGCCGGGCGGCCACCAAUGACUUCCGCGCUUAUUGCGAGUCCUUCAUGCCGCAUACGGUGAUCAGUGAGAAGUGUAGUUCAUGGUACAAUGGAGGGAUUAUUGGAGGUCGCAUUCAUGGCAUCUGGCCUGGCAGUGGGACGCAUGCCUUGAUCGCACGGAGGGAGGUUCGAUGGGAGGAUUUCGAGUACACGUAUCAUUCGCCAUCGAAGAAUCGGUUUGCCUAUUUUGGAAAUGGGUGGGCGAAGAAGGAUAUCGAGGCCGCAACCUCGGAUAACCCGGAGGCCGUAGACUUUACGACGUAUCUGCGAGAGGAGGCGGUUAGUGGCGAGAUAGACUUGAGAGGAUACCUCGAAGAGCCAUGGUAUCAGGUUGAGACGUUUUAGAGACACAUAGAAAUUUGUGGAUACUGAUUGCGGUUCUAUUCAAGCAGUGUAGAAUGGGCGGUUGGUAAUGGUGUUGUUGCUGGCGGGGUUGCUGCUGCGUAUGG